This is a messenger RNA of Ambispora leptoticha, 402 nucleotides long. The record is from the annotation of a GenBank genome assembly. NCBI's taxonomy places the organism in Eukaryota, Fungi, Glomeromycota, Glomeromycetes, Archaeosporales, Ambisporaceae.
AUGCCGCCAAAAGCUGAAAAGAAACCUGCUUCAACUGCUAGCAAGGCACCCGCCUCUAAAGCCCCUGCUGAAAAGAAAGAAAAAAAACAGGCAGGAGAAAAAGGUAAAAAGAAGAAGGUUAGAAAAGAGACCUAUUCCAGCUACAUCUAUAAGGUGCUCAAGCAGGUCCACCCAGACACCGGCAUUUCAAACAAGGCGAUGUCGAUCCUAAACUCAUUCGUAAAUGAUAUCUUCGAACGCAUUGCAACCGAAGCUUCCAAGCUCGCUGCCUACAACAAAAAAUCCACUAUCUCGUCUAGGGAAAUUCAAACGGCCGUUCGUCUUAUUCUUCCAGGAGAACUAGCGAAACACGCGGUUUCUGAAGGUACUAAAGCCGUCACUAAAUACACCAGUUCUAAGUAG